CAGGAUUGAUCAGUCCGGCUUCAGGGUCUCACCCAUAAUCCCGAGCAAGCUUUCAGCACGAACUCAUCUCAUCUGCAAAAAAAAAUGGCACCAAUCGGAACAAAGAGUGGCAUCUUGGAGCGUCUGGACGCUGGUGAGGUUGUGAUUGGAGAUGGUGGGUUUGUUUUUGCUCUGGAGAAGAGAGGAUAUGUGAAGGCUGGACCCUGGACUCCUGAAGCCGCGGCUGAGCACCCCGAGGCCGUGCGACAGCUGCAUAGAGAGUUCCUGAGGGCUGGUGCUAAUGUCAUGCAGACUUUCACCUUCUACGCCAGCGACGACAAACUCGAGAACAGGGGCAACGCCGUCGGCUUCACUGGCCAGCAGAUUAACGAGGCCGCCUGCGACCUGGCCAGAGAGGUGGCCAACGAGGGCGACGCCCUGGUGGCAGGUGGGGUCUCUCAGACCCCCUCAUACCUGAGCUGCAAAAGCGAGCCCGAGGUGAAGGCCAUCUUCAAGAAGCAGAUGGAUGUCUUCAUUAAGAAGAACGUGGACUUCCUGAUCGCUGAGUACUUCGAGCACGUGGAGGAGGCCGAGUGGGCCGUGCAGGUCCUGAAGGCCACUGGGAAACCAGUUGCUGCCAGCCUGUGCAUUGGACCAAUGGGAGACAUGCACGGAGUCAGCCCCGGAGAGUGUGCCGUCAGACUGGUCAAGGCUGGUGCCGCCAUCGUCGGAGUGAACUGCCACUUCGACCCGAUGACGUGCGUCAAGACAGUGGCCAUGAUGAAGGCUGCAGUGGAGAAGGCCGGACUCAAAGCUCACUACAUGGUGCAGCCUCUGGCCUACCACACCCCGGACUGCAGCUGCCAAGGCUUCAUUGACCUGCCCGAGUUCCCGUUUGCUCUGGAGCCCAGGGUUCUGACCCGCUGGGAUAUGCAGCAAUAUGCCAGGGAAGCCUACAAUGCCGGGAUCCACUUCAUUGGAGGCUGCUGUGGGUUUGAGCCCUACCACAUCCGCGCUGUGGCCGAGGAGCUGGCUACAGAGCGAGGCUACCUGCCUAAGGCUUCGGAGAAACACGGCCAGUGGGGCAGUGGCCUGGAGAUGCACACCAAGCCCUGGGUUCGUGCCAGGGCCCGCCGGGAUUACUGGGAGAAGCUGAAGCCCGCAUCCGGACGCCCCCUGUGCCCAUCCAUGUCAACCUCAGACAGCUGGGGAGUCACCAAGGGCCACCCUGACCUGAUGCAGCAGAAGGAGGCCACCACCAAGGAUCAGCUGCAGCCUCUUUUUGCCAAGUCUGACGCCAAGAUCUGAGCAUGGAACGAAGGCGCCCACACGCACCCAUGGCACCAGGGCGUGGGAGAUCCAGGAGACGAGUGAAGGAAAAGUGUUUUUGUCGGCUCGGUUAGCCAGGACCAUUUUUUCAUGGAAACAAACUGUCAGUGAUUUUUAUGCUUUAGCUCUGUCAUGCAUUGGUAGUCAGUUUUGCAGGUUCUCCUCAUGUCAAGGGCAGUGUAACUGUAGUACAGUAUUUAUGCUAUCACUGAGGUCUACGCCCACUAAACCUAUUUAAGACUGUAGAUCUGGUUACCGCUGAGAUGAGCUAAGCUGUGUGACCACGUUUCAUUUAGGAGUCGUUCAAAAUUCCAGGUUUGCUGAUCACUCCAGAUAUCCAGCAGUGUUGUCCAUUCAAAUGAUUGUUUGUCUUUUGUGUCUGAAUGCAUCAAUAAACGUAUCAACAAAA
Molecule: messenger RNA, 1717 nt
Organism: Trichomycterus rosablanca
Lineage: Eukaryota; Metazoa; Chordata; Actinopteri; Siluriformes; Trichomycteridae
Gene: bhmt
Product: betaine-homocysteine methyltransferase
Exons: 8
Coding region: 85-1287 (400 amino acids)
Biological process (GO): L-methionine salvage
Cellular component (GO): cytosol
Molecular function (GO): zinc ion binding; betaine-homocysteine S-methyltransferase activity
Source: RefSeq, a predicted model, not a curated record